GGUGGUCGAGGUGGAGGGCCGGCGGGGAGCAGAGAGGUCCACAAGAAUGGCUGGCUUAAGAGGAUGCCGACACAGGAACGUCGCCUCUCUGUCAUGGCACCCUUCGGCAAGCCGGCGAAGGCAGAGAAGCUGUGGGUGUCGUUCUGCGUGCACGACGAGAGCGAGGGCUGGCUGGAGUUCUACGAGAACCGCCGCUCCGCCUUCAGCCACAACCCGAUCCACCGCACGUCGCUCGCCCGCUGCCUGCACGUCUCGCCCUCCAUCCGCGUGCACGAGGACAACGAGCACGUGUUCGCCAUCACGCUCGAGGGCGAGGUCAUCAAACUCGGCGCUCAGAGUAGAGAGCAGAUGAUGGAGUGGAUCGACUCACUCCGGAGCAGACUACGCGAGCUCGGAGUGCUGACGCCGAAGGAUAACCUCUACAGCAAAGAACCUGAAGGCCUUCGGUCACCCCUGCUCAGAAACCCCAACUCCCCGCUGCCGCCCACGCCCACGUUUCAGUUCCCGCCUCACGCCCUCGAGUUCCGGGACGACGUCUCGAGCCUGCACUCCAUGCGCCUGGGCCUGAGUCCCGCUCCCAGCAUGACGCUCUCCACGGUCUCGGGCAUGUCCGGUCUGUCCUCCAUGCAGAGUCUCAACUCCGUGUCCUCGGGAUCCUCCGACCCCAACACGUCGCCCUCCUCCGUCGUCACCUACGUCCGCCACCACCACGACCCUCCGCUCAACAGGAGAUCGUCCUUCAGAGCGUCCCUUCCCAGCUCCCCGACCACGCCUGCUGGAGGGUCUGGUUCUCUCACCUUCCUCAGGUCGCCGCCAGGGCCACAGGCUGCCCCUCCGCGAGAGCACGUGACCGUCAUCAACGUGCCGUCGCCUACGUCUUCCGUCUUCAACUUCGACAGCGUCGGCGCUGCCCUGGAGUCCAGCGGCGCCAUGGCAAACUCCCAGCUGUACGGCGCCGUGUAUCCGACCCCAGAUCCCUCUAUAUGUGACUCCACGGACACCCUAGACGCAAGCGAAGUAUCCUACAGUACGAUAUCUGACCCUAACGCCGUCCAGCUUCGUGUAGGGAACUCCCUGGGUGCUGGCGGAAGCGGGGGAGGCGGCGCUGGAGGAGGGCGGCCGCCGUUGCCGCCGGGCCAGAGAUGUGCUAGCGGUUACGGCAGCGCGGGCAUGGGCGCCGCCGCCGCAGCGUACGGUGUGGGAGCAGGCGGCAUGAGCGCCAGUGGGGGCGGCAUGGCAGCAUCGGGGGGCGGGGGAACAGUGGGUGCCAGCAGCGUGGCAGGAGGAAGUUGGUCCAACGUCAGUUCGCCGGAGAGUUCGUAUGAGCCUCUCUUCUUAGCAAGCAGCGCGGGGCUGGCCCCCCCGCCCACUCCCACCGCCGCCCCCGUGCCGCAGGCGCCGCAGACUGGACUUCUACGCCGGCGCUCGGAGCAUCGGAGGUCUGGCAGGCGAGAGCACGGCAGAAGGGCGGCCUCGGUCGGUCCUUCCAUAGCACCUAAACAACAGCCGCGCCGGAAUGACCCCCUCCCCCCCUCCACAAACAGCACCCCCGGGCGCCUGAUGAGCCUCCGCGAGCAGCAGGUGAUCCGGCUGCAGCGUGAGAUUGCGCACCAGGCCGGCGUCAGACUCACGCUGCGCAAGAAGGACUGCAUGAAUUCCAUUGCAUUUGUUAACGUAUUCAACCAUGUGUACGUGGCAGGCUGGAAGCAAAGAGAACACCCAUACCUCCAUAACACAUUCCACAUCGGUGACCGCCUCGUGAGCGUGUGCGGCGUACAGGUCACCACAGCGCAAGAGGCCCACAAUCUUAUCAAAAACGAGCCUACCAUGAUGGUGGAGUUCAUCAUCAGACGAGUCCCUCACGGUAGGGUGUUCGCCCUGAAGAGGGAGACAGAGGGCCAAGCUCUGGGCGUCAUCCGAGAGGGAAAUACCGCCGAGAUACGUGAGAUCGUUCCCGGUGGACUGGCUGCUCAGCAUGGUGUUCCCCCGAAAUCUCAGACGGUUGAUGGCACGUCCUUCUGCUCGUGGGUGCUCACCGAAAUCAAUCACAGACCAUUAAAUCUCUUCUUUAAGCACAUGGAGAUAGCUGACCGUCUGAACGCGGUUGGGCGAGACAUCUCCAUCCUCAUCCAGCCUAUGGACCUAGUCAAGCAGCUCAAGAAGAGUCUCAAAGCUCUUAAAGGCUACAAAGACUACAUCGUGAUGUAAAAGAGGCAAAUCCUUCGUGUGAAUGGAUUAGUUUCGAUGUAAGGCAGGAAGGGAGGUCGAGGAUGAAACCGAGGACUUCCAAACAAGGAGCGGCGGCCGCACUCGAUUCGGAGAAACGGGCAAAACCAACAUAGACUCUGAGAUCUCCGCAGCCAUUGAAGCCUUGCAUAUGUGCCAAACUCUAGUGAUGUGAUAAACUGUGCCAAUCUGACAUGUGUGCAAUGCAUGUCACCAGAGAUGACAGAGGCUGAAAAUAUCAAAACUCUUGCAAUACACACAUUCCCUAAACAUGUUUAGAAUUGUAUAAUUGUGAAGUUUUUUGUCUAGAUUAUCUCGUCGGUGGUCAGAUUAGAGAAAUGCAUUAUAUAUUUUUGUUACAAUGACGUCAUAUCCAUAUUGUGCUGUCUAGUUACCAUUAUGGAAGCCACUUUAAGGCUUUAGUAUUGAUGAUCGUUUCUUUUGCUGGUCGAAUCUUGCUUUAUGAGAAAAUACGUAAUACCUGUUAUUGGUGUGAUGCAUGUGAAUGAACUACUCUAAAGCGACUAUGAAUGAGCGGUUUGUCCGAGUAACAGACAUUUCUAGAACUUGAGAAGCUUCGCUGUCAGACAACGCCCUUCUUAAUUCUUGGGCGUGGUUGUUUUGAGCUAUUACUCGUGCUAUGUUGUACUUGACCUGUGUUUUGUUAUGUUUCAACUAUGUUAUGUUUAUACCUUAUCUACCUUUUUGUUGAGUUCUUACUUGUGCUAUAUUUGAAGUUUUACUUGUGUCGGGGCCUCUGCUUUUUCCCAGUUAUGUGGUACUUUCAAAUACAGUAAGUUAUGCUGAAUUCCAACCCGUGCUGUCGUAUCCAUGACGACAUCCAAGCCAUGUCCGUGCUACCAAUGUGAUGUUUAGUUGUGUUCUGACUGAGGUUUACCUUGUUAUCUUUGCCUCACCUGUGAUAUGCCAGCAACCGCCAAUAGAAUGUUGAUGUGUUGAGUAUUUCACAGUCGUGUAUUAUGUGUGUGGUGUAUUUGUAUGUGUCUAUGGAUGUAUGUUUGUGUGUGUGUGUGUGUGUGUGUGUGUGUGGAGGGGGGUACAUAUGGGUGUAGCUGAGUUUUGUAAGGAGCGGGAGGCAACACCAGAACACACUGAAUGUUCUUAGAAACUCAUCAUGCAUAAUGCUAGUCUUUCUCUUAUACUGUAUGUCACUGAACGACUGCACACUGCUUAAUGAUAUACUAGCUAAAUUCAUAACUGUCGAUCAUGCAUGCUGAGAUCGUCGGAACACUAAAUCAUGAAAGGAACAUGAUUAAAAACUAGUAUGCAGAAGUGAGCAUUGCAUGAGCAAGGAAUGGUGCUUUGAGCAUCACGUGAGCCAGGACACAAGACUAGCAUACAACAUUCCAUGAAUCUAAAAUACCACAGGCAUCAGGACACAAAUAUCGGGGCACAAGGUUCAUAAUAGCCUGGGUAAAAUUUUAAAAUUAUAGAUUGUGCAAAUAGGAUUCAUCUAAAUUAGAUAAAAUCGAGAAUUAAACAUUGUUUUGAAAGAUUAGGGCGUAAAAUGUUUACAAUAUUUGCAUUUGUUUUGGUUCGUCUCACUUUAACACCGAUGAACGGAGUCACUGCGUUACCCAAGAAAUACUAUUCUGACAACCUCGGUGCUAAGCUUCCAUAUGUUCAGAGUAUGAGUAAAACACGAACAAAAAAUCUGAAGGUGCUGAUACUUCGUAAGAAACAUUUUGUCGUGUAGAUCAACUUUUAUUUUUUCUACCGUGAGUUAUUUCCCUUCGUGUUUUCGUCUGAAUCCAUUCACAUUACUAACCCCUCUUCCCCUCUCCCCUGAGCAGUUUCCCCUUGCGAAAAGAGCAUCACAAGCUUUCGUGUGAUGCGUGACAAAGAGAUAAGAGAGAAAGGUCUGAACAGCACGUAUUCUCUCAUAGAUUACCUCUGAUUCAAACAACGGCGAAGUUGUUGCGUCUGAUGCUCGUUGUUUAUUCCUAGAAUGUAUCCAAUGAUUUGUUUCUCUCUCAGAUCACGCUUAGAUGAUUUGCACUUACGCUUAGCUAUAUACGACUCUGCUACACCCUUCUCAUUAGCUGUGAAUAGGUCCCUCAUAUGCAAUUAUUAUAUGAUGUCCCAGUGUAUAUUUGCACUGAAAGUUUUGUUUGAAAGUUUUUUUUUCAACGAAGCAUGGCUGUCAGGCUCCCUGCGUUUCUAUGGCGACAUCACAAAAUCUUCCCCAUGUACGUGGCAGGAAGCGUGAUCUGCCGGUAGAGAGGCCUGUGGCGCAGCGUUCACCAUAUUGAUAUCAGACAGUCAUGCAUUAUUUAUUCUCCAAUGAAAGGAAUCAGAUUAAGAUCUUUAAAUAUAUCCCACCUGUAAUGCUCUUUAUCCCAGCGUCAAAUACUUUUUUUGCAAUCCCACCUGCACAUUACGAGUUGAUGUGUCAAGAAUCUCACAUCCCACCUGCAACACCUUAGGUUUCCGGGUCAAUUAGGUGCUAAUCUAUUUGCUUUACGUAAUAAGGUUUUGUUCGUAUUCUCGCUUCCUUCUGUAUUUACGCCGACUUUGCUCCCCCUCUACGCCCUCUGGGGCCAAGCGUCUAAAGUUUUGUUAUAAACAGUGAUUUUUUUAUUUGGUUCUUUAAUCCAUAAGUAUCCUCCAUCACUGAAAUAUUUCUUCUGUAUUGUUACCAUUCUCGGUAGCAUACAGCUGUGGUUAUGUUUUAAUAAAAUUCUUGAAGAGA
Molecule: messenger RNA, 4939 nt
Organism: Penaeus vannamei (Pacific white shrimp)
Lineage: Eukaryota; Metazoa; Arthropoda; Malacostraca; Decapoda; Penaeidae
Source: RefSeq, a predicted model, not a curated record